Eubalaena glacialis (North Atlantic right whale) is the source of this 1254-nucleotide messenger RNA. It is a transcript of the gene KRT23, whose product is annotated as keratin 23. The coding region runs from base 1 to 1254 and encodes 417 amino acids. Gene Ontology annotation, molecular function: structural molecule activity. Lineage: Eukaryota; Metazoa; Chordata; Mammalia; Artiodactyla; Balaenidae. The record is from RefSeq and is a predicted model, not a curated record. The transcript is spliced from 8 exons.
AUGAACUCCAGCCACAGCUUCAGCCAGACCCCCUCAGGCUCCCUCUAUGGCACAGGAAGCAGCUGGGGCCAGUCAGGGAGGUUUCCCUGGGCUCCCAGCGUCCACAGUGGCGCAGGGGGUGUCUGCAUCUCGCUUUCCUUCUCCUCGCCCAGAUGUCCACCCACUGGGGGGUCUUGGGGGUCUGGAAGAGGCAGCUCCCUCCUAGGCGGAAAUGGGAAGGCAAUGAUGCAGAACCUCAAUGACCGCCUGGCCUCCUACCUGGACAAGGUGCGUGCCCUGGAGGAGGCCAACGUGAAGCUCGAAAGUUGCAUCCUGAAGUGGCAUCAGCAGAGAGAUCCGGGCAGUGAGCAAGAUUACUCCCAAUAUGAGGAAAACAUCAGCUGCCUGCAGAAGCAGAUAGUAGAUGGCAAGAUGACCAACGCUCAGAUAACCCUUCUCAUUGGCAAUGUCAGGAUAGCAGUGGAUGACUUCAGCCUUAAGUAUGAAAAUGAACACUCCGUCAAGAAAAACUUGGAAAUUGAAGUUGAGAGUCUCCGAAAUAACUUGGAUGAUCUGACCAUUGUGACAACAGACUUGGAACAGGAGGUCGAGGGGAUGAGGGAAGAGCUCAUCCUCAUGAAGAAGCGUCAUGAGCAGGAAAUGGAAGAACAUCAUGUGCCAAAUGACUUCAAGGUCAAUGUGAAGGUGGAUACAACCCCGGGAGAAGAUCUGAUUAAGGUCGUGGAGGAUAUGAGGCAGGAAUAUGAGUUUAUAAUAAAGAAGCAUCAAGACCUGGACAGCCGGUAUAAAGAGCAGUUAGCAGCCAUGACCCAGGAGGUGGCCCGUCCAACAGCUGUGCAGAGCAGCCAAAGUGAUAUCCAUGAGCUGAAGCGCACUUUCCAGGCCCUGGAGAUUGACCUGCAGGCACAGUGCAACAAGAAAUCUGCUUUAGAAAACACGUUAUCAGAGACCCAGUCUCGGUACUCCUGCCAGCUCCAUGACAUACAAAGAAUCAUCUCCCACUACGAGGAGGAACUGAUGCAGCUACGCCAUGAUCUGGAGCGUCUGAGCAACGAAUACAAGGUCCUCCUGGGCAUCAAAACCCACCUAGAGAAGGAAAUCGCCACCUACCGCCAGCUCCUUGAUGGAGAGAAUGGAGGGACAAUGGAAGAAUCUAAGUCGAGUGUGAAAGCAUCUGCAGCUCCAAAGAUCAAGGUCAUCAUACAGGAGAGCAUCAAUGGAAGAAUAAUUCUUUCUCAAGUGAAUGAGAUCUAA